CUCCUCCACACCACGCCAUCGUGGCCCUCCUGACGUCUCUCCUCGGUCCUGCUCGUCCAUCUUCGCCUCUGGACGACAACCUCUUCACCGAGUCAGAGCUGCUUGCUGCGUCUGCGUCUUCUAUUGCAUCUGAGCGUGCAGCUGCAAUUGCGUCUCGCACAGCACCGGGUACCAUCCACUUCGCUGUCCCUUGCCCCUGGCCCAAGGUUCUAGUGUCGGUGACUAGACACGACAAUACGCCUUCGCCUUCAGACUCGAGCUCGACCCCUACGAUCCGACGACGAAUUCGACACUCUGGAUAUCACCACACUCAUCCUGCAGACUUGACAUUAUCCCACAAGACUACGCUCUUGUCGGUCGUAUCCGCAUCAAUAUACGCUACACACUUACACCAGCCUCACAAUUUCAGACCUGAACACGAUAGAACGGUCCGUGUAGGACCCAUCUCUCGAUACGAUGGCUUCCUCUUCGAGCAAUGUCGUCGGCGUACACUACCGCGUGGGGAAGAAAAUUGGUGAGGGUUCGUUCGGCGUUAUUUUCGAAGGCACCAAUCUCCUCAACAACCAGCAAGUCGCCAUCAAGUUUGAACCUCGAAAGAGUGACGCUCCUCAGUUGCGCGAUGAAUACCGGACGUACAAGAUACUUGUCGGCUGUCCUCUCAAGGGUUCAGACGAUCCACGAGAAGAACUUGAUCUACCGUGACAUCAAGCCCGACAACUUCAUUAUCGGCAGGCCGGGCACGAAGGCCGCAAAUGUCAUCCAUGUUAUCGACUUCGGCAUGGCCAAGCAGUACCGCGACCCGAAGACGAAGCAGCACAUUCCUUACCGCGAACGCAAGUCACUCUCCGGUACAGCUCGUUACAUGAGCAUCAACACCCAUCUUGGCAGGGAACAGUCUCGCCGUGAUGACUUGGAGGCGCUCGGUCACGUUUUCAUGUACUUCCUCCGCGGUGGUCUGCCCUGGCAGGGCCUGAAGGCUGCUACCAACAAGCAAAAGUACGAGAAGAUUGGCGAGAAGAAGCAGACGACCCAAAUUCGCGAUUUGUGCGAAGGCUUCCCCGACGAACUGAACAAGUACCUCACAUACGUACGAAACCUUGGCUUCGAGGACACCCCUGAUUACGACUACCUGCGAGAGCUCUUCACGCAAGCCCUCAAGAAUACGGGUGAGGUCGAGGAUGGCGAAUAUGACUGGAUGAAGAUUUCCAAGGAUUCGGGGAAAGGUUGGGACGGGUCGAAGGGGCACAACAACGCGUACCUGCACAACCCCAACGCUCGACCCGGGCCGUCCCAGAUGGAACUCCACAGCGGUCAGCGCGGCGGCGCGAGCGCAGCCCACGCGCAAGCGCAGAACCUGACGGUCAGCCGUCGGCCAAACGCGCCCGGCGCCUUGGGCGCCCAGCGGAGCAGCGGAGUCGGGGGUCUCCGGGACAUGGCGACGCCGGCCGGAUCCACACAGGCGCAGUUCCAGAACAGCAACCGCAACCUGCCUCAGACUGCUCCUCAGCAGGGUCCUGCCCAGCCGGCUCAGCCUAGUGGACGGUCUCCUGAGCCCCAACCUUCCGGCAUGCAGAAGUUCAUGAAGGUCCUUUGCUGCGGUUAGUGUCCCGGAUUUACUUGGUGUUGUCUUGGCCAUACCAGGAACGGGACCAGCUAGCUCCUUUCAAGCGAUUAUAUACACAGGCGGAUUCUUCUUGAUCCAGCUUCUGCACGUCGAUUUGCGUUGUGUAUUUCUCUGGUCAUGAGCGGCCGUGGACUACCGCGAGAGCCACCCUGACUGCCAUGCCACUGGAUCUCAUCCAAGGCCUCUGCACCGCGCCUCGCUGGACACUUCUUCCCGUUCUGAUCACGCCAUUAGAGCUGAACAUCCGCACCAUGUCAACGACGGCACGACUUUUAUCUUUUCUUUCUUCUUCUUCGGGCAUUCUCCUUAUCUUGGCGUAGCGGGGUUCAUUCAUCCUUUUCUCACAAGAGGAGAGACUGCGCUACAUCACUGGCAUGCAAAAAACUCGACUUCGGGACCCGGACCUUAUUUCUUUGAGGGCCUGAAUGUUUCAGCCGAAACAAAAAAACAUUACUACAUCCUGUUAAUGCACAGCGCGCAGUACGGCGCAUGGCGGGGCGAAGCCGGUCGGUGGGGCUCCAUGGCAUUGGGCUGAUUCUGCAAUACGUUCGUGUACUGUUCAUAAUAACACCAGCCGUGUAGUGCGAGGACGACGACAGUUGAUUUCGUGCCUUGCCCAGGGAUCUUGGGCAAGAUGCAGAGGGAGCAGACAUCAGAGGACGACACGCUUCUGGGGAAGCUGAUGGACAGAUGGGCUGUGGAGGUCGAGCAGGCGGGCUGUUAGUGUUGGGUUGAUAGACGUGAGAAUAUAAGGAAAUGACUUCAUAUAUGG
Messenger RNA from Verticillium alfalfae VaMs.102, 2396 nucleotides. Its product is annotated as casein kinase I. Gene Ontology annotation, biological process: endocytosis; signal transduction; peptidyl-serine phosphorylation. The record is from RefSeq and is a predicted model, not a curated record. The transcript has 6 exons. Gene Ontology annotation, cellular component: nucleus; cytoplasm. The coding region runs from base 476 to 1603 and encodes 375 amino acids. NCBI's taxonomy places the organism in Eukaryota, Fungi, Ascomycota, Sordariomycetes, Glomerellales, Plectosphaerellaceae. Gene Ontology annotation, molecular function: protein serine/threonine kinase activity; ATP binding.